AAGGAGUGAGAAUAUCUGCAAAAAGCUGAAAUCCAAAGAAACUCUAACAGCAAAUGAAUGUGUGGAACUUAUCCAGAAUUUAACUAAAAAAUGCAAGCGACCGGGAAAGAACUUUAAGAAAAAAUUACAAAGGAAAUGCUUAAAAGCAACAGCUAAUUGUGAAACUUCCGUCAAAGACAGCAUCACACAAAUAUACCCCAAAUAUAAAGCCUAUUGUAGAAAAAUCACGAACUCAAACUUUAAAAGAAUAACCCUAGUUGCCAAUUCUUCAUGGGUUGGUGAAAAAACCGCUCAUGCAGAAAAUGUUGACGUUGAGGUCAUGCUCCCAGAGGAAUUGUCCUGGAAAUCAAUGGAGCAGCAGAAUGAUUUUUUGAGCAUCUCUUUUACAUUAUUCAGUGAUACAACGUUGUUUGAGGAUGAAAAUAAUAGAACGAUCUUAAACGACAAAGUGAUCGAAGUCGCUGUAGGAAACACAAGUAUUCAUAACCUCACUGAAUAUGUGAAUCUUACAAUUAAUCACAAGUUAAACAUGCUGAAUAACAUCUCUCAACACUGUGUCUUCUGGUCUGAAGAUGAAGAUGACAACUCAACAGGUCAUUGGGAUACUACAGGUUGUAAAACAAUAGUUCAGGAUAGCCAUACCUUAUGUCAGUGUGACCAUCUGUCCUACUUUUCUGUGUUACUGGACUUCCGUUUUGCCAACAACACUUUGGAUGAAAAAAUUGUGAUUUCAUUGACCUACAUCACACAGAUUGGUUGUGGUAUUUCUGCCAUCUUCUCAGCCGUCACAAUAUUCAUUUACUGUGUAUUCAGGAAUGUUAAAAGUGAUGAUGUCACGAAGAUCCACAUGAACCUCUGUGGCGCCAUAUUUCUUCUGAAUGUGAACUUCUUGACCAACCUGUGGCUCAGUAUGGUGAACAGUGAUGGUCUCUGUAAGACCAUUGCUGUUUUUCUACAUUAUUCAUUGCUGUGUACUUUUACCUGGAUGGGAAUUGAAGCAUUUCAGCUGUACCUGCUGCUGAUCAAAGUUUUCAACACCUACAUUAGACACUACAUGCAAAAACUGGCUUUUAUCGGCUGGGGCCUUCCUGUGAUGGUGGUGCUUGUAUGUGUUGCAGUAAACAAGGACAAUUAUGGCAAGCUUGUGUUUGAGGACCAAGGUGGGAACAAAACUACCUCAAUGUAAGUCUUUGUAAAAAGCGAUGAUGCUAGUAUUUGAAUCUCUUCCACUUCCACGAGAGUUUGAGGAGACAUUUAUUGCCAGGGAGAAACUGGACAGCAAUCUCUUACAAUCAGAUUCAAAUCUGUAUUACCUGGUAUUAGAGAACUGAUGGCAACUGUGUCAGAAUUUGCCUGUAAUGGUUAGAGGGAAAUCUACCAG
This is a messenger RNA of Rhincodon typus (whale shark), 1381 nucleotides long. Its product is annotated as adhesion G-protein coupled receptor G1-like. The record is from RefSeq and is a predicted model, not a curated record. Gene Ontology annotation, biological process: cell surface receptor signaling pathway; adenylate cyclase-activating G protein-coupled receptor signaling pathway. Lineage: Eukaryota; Metazoa; Chordata; Chondrichthyes; Orectolobiformes; Rhincodontidae. Gene Ontology annotation, molecular function: G protein-coupled receptor activity. Gene Ontology annotation, cellular component: membrane. Bases 320 to 1186 code for a protein of 288 amino acids. The transcript has 10 exons.